This is a messenger RNA of Geosmithia morbida, 1140 nucleotides long. Its product is annotated as Taurine catabolism dioxygenase TauD, TfdA family. The transcript has 4 exons. The record is from RefSeq and is a predicted model, not a curated record. Gene Ontology annotation, molecular function: oxidoreductase activity. Bases 1 to 1140 code for a protein of 379 amino acids. NCBI's taxonomy places the organism in Eukaryota, Fungi, Ascomycota, Sordariomycetes, Hypocreales, Bionectriaceae.
AUGUCGUCAACAGCAGUGAUCACAGAGACCAACCGCAUCACGCAGGCAACGACUGACGCCUUGAUUGAGAGCUCUCACCUGGAGACCUUCGCCAUUCCAGGAGCACGCAAUGUCCAUGGAAAGACCUUCCCGCUUGGUAUCCGUGUCAAGUCGUCCUCGCCAUUCCGCGAUGUUGAGGAGGCAGCGGCCCAUCUCGAGUCUCUGGCUAGUCGGGGGACAUUUGACAGCAAUCUCGUGAAUCGCGGCGCCAUCCUGUUUCGCGGGCUUCCAGUGAAAACAGCCGAUGACUUUGCGAAGAUCACCAAAGCCUUCAGAUACCCGCAACCGCACGAGGAGGUGGGCCUCUCCGGAAAGCGAACUACGCGCGGUGACAACGUCAAGACAGCCAACGAGGAGCCGCCGCACAUCCGCUUCUACUUCCACAAUGAGUACGGGAGGAGCGCCGUGUUUCCCAGCAUCAUCUUCUUCAACUCGCAGAAGGUGCCAGAUGAGGGCGGCCAGACGCCUCUCCUGUCAACGAUUGAGCUGUAUGAUCGUGUGGCCGAGGAGCUCCCCGAUUUUCUCGACAACCUCAUCAAGAAACAGAUCAUCGGUCGCCAGUACUACCCUACAAAGAGCGAUCCCGAGUCCAAGACAAUCGGCUGGAACUGGCAAGACUCAUACGGCUUUGACAUCGAGGAAGGCGACUCCCUCGAGACCCAGAGGCGCAAGACGGAGCACGUUCUCAAGACCCGGCUACAAGCCGAUGCGGAAUGGCAGCCCAACGGAGCGCUGCACGUCCUGCAACGGCUGCCGGCCGUCCGUCGUAUCGCCUCGACGGGCCAGCCAGUGCUGUUCAACGGUCUCGGCGGCGUCUACGGAAGACAGAGAGAUCGUAAGGCUCUCGACCCUCCGCACAGGGGCAUCGAUGGGGGCAUCCACCUGCCGACUACGUACGGAGAUGGGUCCGAGAUUCCGAGGGAGACCCUGGAGAAGUAUCUUGAGAUCCAGGAGGACAUUGGGUUCCUUGUGCCAUGGGAGGAUGGAGAUGUGGCCCUAGUGGACAACUACACUGUUCAGCAUGCACGCACGCCUUGGAAGGGAGAAAGGUCUCUCCUUGUGAGUCUCUGGGAUGGACACGAGAAGUUUGUCCCCUUCUAA